GAUAAAAUUUUCCCUUGCAUACACAUCUUCCGAGCGCCAAGCCGAAUCUGAAUUGAGACCCAGCACGGAGCCCAAGAUAAGUGCAGCAAUCCAACGGCGGCAUCAGCUCCCUGAAACCAUGCCCUUGUCUUGCAAAAAUAUUAAUCUGUAUUUUGGAAGAAUCUGAAUCUCUCAUGCAAAGGCAGGUCAAUUUGAAUGUAACUCUUACGUUUCUUCUUUAGAGAAAAGAAAGGAAAAAGAAUUCAUGGAAUUUUCCGUAAAGAAAGAGAUCAUCGACUCCUUGCGUACGCCCGAACCGAAUCGAGGGAACGACAGCGUUUCUAAAGGGCCUGCAGUGUUGAUCGAACUCGCUAGCAGCAGCAGUAGCGAUUCUGACUCUGACUCGGAUAACGGGAACAAUGGCAACGCUGGUGUUUCGACGAGACCUAGGGUUUCUUCGAGCGGCAACGGCUUUUCCAAGAAGAAGAGGAAGCUCGAUGAGCUGGGGGUGGUGUUGCCAGUGGGGUUUCUGGCUCCCCUUUCUCCGGCUUCGGUGGCGUUGGCGCCAUCGCAGUCCGCGGAUAUGAGUUUAACUCCGACUGCGCCAUUGGGGAAUGGGAAUGUGAGUUUAACUGGUCAGAGUUGUAAACAGUUUUGGAAAGCUGGAGACUAUGAGGGUGCUCCUUGCGGUGAUUGGGAUUUGUCUUCGGAGGGGAUGGAUCAUGUCAGGGUUCAUCCUAAGUUUUUACAUUCCAAUGCAACCAGUCAUAAGUGGGCUCUUGGAGCAUUUGCAGAACUUCUAGACAACUCAUUGGAUGAGGUUUGCAAUGGAGCAACAUAUGUUAACAUUGACAUGCUUGAAGGUAGGAAGGAUGGAAGCAGAAUGCUUUUGAUUGAAGAUAAUGGUGGUGGAAUGGAUCCAGAUAAAAUGCGACAAUGCAUGUCCUUGGGGUAUUCUGCAAAAAGCAAAGUGGCCAACACCAUUGGACAGUAUGGCAAUGGAUUUAAGACUAGCACCAUGAGGCUUGGAGCAGAUGUUAUUGUAUUCUCACGUUGUCGUGGGAAAGAUGGAAAAAGUCCUACGCAGAGCAUUGGGUUACUGUCAUACACCUUCCUCAAGAGCACAGGAAAAGAAGAUAUUGUGGUACCCAUGCUUGACUAUGAUAGAAAUGGGCGAGAAUGGAACAAGAUGACACGAGUCUCUAGUGGUGAUUGGAACAGAAAUGCAGAAACAUUAGUUCAAUGGUCCCCAUUUUCCAGUGAGGCAGACCUCCUUCGUCAGUUUAAUCUGAUGUCAGAUCAUGGGACAAGAAUAAUAAUAUAUAAUCUUUGGGAGGAUGAUCAAGGAUUAUUGGAGCUUGAUUUUGACUCUGAUCCUCAUGAUAUCCAACUUAGAGGUGUCAAUCGAGAUGAGAAGAAUAUACAGAUGGCAAGAGAGUAUCCAAACUCCAGGCACUUCCUGACUUAUAGGCACUCAUUAAGGAGUUACACCUCAAUUCUCUACCUGAGAAUUCCUCCUGGCUUUAGAAUCAUUCUUCGCGGAAAAGAUGUUGAGCACCACAAUAUAGUGAAUGAUAUGAUGCUGUCUCAAGAGAUAACGUAUCGGCCCCAGCAUGGUGCUGAUGGGGUCCCAAAAGACUCAAAUAUGGCAGCUAUCGUGACUGUUGGCUUUGUGAAGGAUGCAAAAUAUCAUGUUGAUGUUCAAGGUUUCAAUGUUUAUCACAAAAAUAGACUCAUUAAGCCAUUUUGGAGGAUUUGGAAUGCAGCUGGAAGUGAUGGCCGUGGAGUUAUAGGUGUACUGGAAGCUAAUUUCGUUGAACCAGCUCAUGAUAAGCAGGGAUUUGAACGUACAACAGUUCUUGCUAGACUUGAGGCUCGGCUUUUACAAAUGCAAAAGACUUACUGGUGCACUUACUGUCACAAAAUUGGGUAUGCUCCGCGGCGAAAUAAGAAACUCAUAAAUGAGAGUACAGAAGAAGGAUCUUCUCCUGACAACUCACACAUAUCUUCUCAAUCUAAGCAUACUGCCAGUAAUGGCAAGGGUUCAUCGUAUUCUGGCAAAUUCUUUUCUCAUGUAUACCAAAAAGGAGGAAAAGGAUCAGAGAGCUUUACCAGAAAUGGGGACUUUGGCUAUGGGAAUGGACAUGUAUCAAGCAAAGGAAGUGGCAAAACGAAGACACCAACCAAAUCUGGACGAAAAACGAGGUCUCAUGAACCAUCAUCACCUUCUUUAGAAGAUGUUUCUGAUGAUGAUGUGCGUAUUGCUCAUCCUACUAGAGAAGAGGGGCUGCAUCAGUCAUCUUCAUACUUUGAAGAUUCCUCCCAGCGAGCAGUCACACUAUCCAAUUCAAAGGUAGGUGAUGUUGAUCAUUGUCAACGUGCCCUUUCAGAAUCAGAUUUACGCUUUAUUGAUCAACUGAAGCAAGAGAACCGUAAGCUGAAAGAAAGAUUAGAGAAAAGUGAAGCAAAGUUUCAAGGUGAAUCGAGGCAUGAUUUGCAGUGUGGAAAGUGUAAAUCACUUGAGAUGCAGUUAAAGGAGGCGCAACAAAAAAUUGAGGAAUUAAACAAGGAACAAGAAAGUCUUAUUGAUAUUUUUUCGGAGGAGAGGGACCGACGAGACAAGGAAGAGGAAAGUUUGAGGAAAAAGCUGAAGGAUGCCUCGAAUACCAUCCAAGAGUUGCUUGACAAGGUGAGGCUGUGGGAAAAGAUGAAAUAUCCAAACCGCAGAGCAGAACGAUAAGAUCACAUUCAAUCAGCUUCAUUUCCCGCCCCUUUAUUCUGGAAGACUGUAAAAAUUUAACCUUCCUUUUGGCACCAUGUUUUCAUUGUGAAUUCACUAAAUGUAUCUUUGGUUUUUGAACAUUGCUAACGUAGAUGUAGAGUUGUUCAUUGAAUGUUGUCUAGCAUUGGGCUCUCGUCAACUGCUUUCUCCCCUUGUUAAUUUUGGAUGGAGUAAAUGUAAAGAAUUAGAAGGUGCGCAGGCUGAGCUGCUGGGCCAGAAUAUUGAAUUGCUGAGCCCUGUAUAGCUGUCAAAUUUUGAAUAGGAGUGGCGCUUUUGUAAUCUUUGUGGAUCUGUAGUUGCUAAUACGCUUUUGUAUUGGUAUUAACUCGUAAAUUCUGUACAUAUAAACAAUCCUCGGGUAUAAUUUUCCCAUGUUGGUCCUGCCA
Molecule: messenger RNA, 3147 nt
Organism: Hevea brasiliensis (rubber tree)
Lineage: Eukaryota; Viridiplantae; Streptophyta; Magnoliopsida; Malpighiales; Euphorbiaceae
Product: protein MICRORCHIDIA 7
Exons: 20
Coding region: 245-2719 (824 amino acids)
Cellular component (GO): nucleus
Molecular function (GO): ATP hydrolysis activity
Source: RefSeq, a predicted model, not a curated record